Messenger RNA from Monomorium pharaonis (pharaoh ant), 705 nucleotides. RefSeq lists its product as uncharacterized. NCBI's taxonomy places the organism in Eukaryota, Metazoa, Arthropoda, Insecta, Hymenoptera, Formicidae. The record is from RefSeq and is a predicted model, not a curated record. The transcript has a single exon. Bases 1 to 705 code for a protein of 234 amino acids.
AUGUUUCUGGGCAGCGCCAAAUACAUUAACGGUAUAACAACCUCCCACAACAUCGUGCUUGAACUAAGCGGCAAGCCUAUUGAGCUGGUCAAUCAGGCAACCGACCUUGGAGUCACGCUAACUAGCACCCUCAAUUGGUCAGAACACAUUAAAGUCUCUGCCAACAAGAUCAACAGUAUUCUCUGGCGACUGAAGCAAUUCAAAAACAGCCUUACUACUCCGCUCCGCGUGCAGAUGGUGUCCUCCAUGAUCUUCCCCAUCUUCGAUUAUUGCGCUGCUGUCUUCACCGACCUAACAGGUCAACAGAGGCUCAGGCUGAGGCGACUCUUGAACGCGUGCGUGCGCAUUAUUUUUAACUUGCGCUGGGACGAUCAUGUCUCGUCUUACUACGACCUACUGGGCUGGCUGUCCGCGGAUGAUCGAAGAACAUAUCUGACUGGCUGCUUCCUCUUCUCUAUCAUUCACUCCGGCAUCCCAUCUUACCUUGCUUCCUUGUUCCGUCCCUACAUUCCCCCCCGCUCCCUCUCCCGCUCUCCUCCGUGCCUCAUCGUUCCCUCCUGUCGUACCACUACCUACCAGCAAUCUUUCUGCAGCGUCGGUUCCUCGCUCUGGAAUUCCCUCCCAUCUACCAUCCGUAACUCGGACUCGCAGGGAUCCUUCAAGCGCAAAUUCUUCGAUCAUCUGCAACGGCGUGAGUCCGUAUGA